Messenger RNA from Osmerus eperlanus (European smelt), 2004 nucleotides. RefSeq names its product collagen alpha-1(XXVII) chain A-like. NCBI's taxonomy places the organism in Eukaryota, Metazoa, Chordata, Actinopteri, Osmeriformes, Osmeridae. The annotation marks the transcript as partial. The record is from RefSeq and is a predicted model, not a curated record. The transcript has 3 exons.
UUCCAGCGCUCCUGACUCCGUAACCCCUUCACGAACCGAACUUUCUUUCCGACUCCUACGUCCUCAACUCUGGAUCGGCAUAAAUGAAUGAACCACCGGGCAAUAACGGAAGAAAGUCAUCCGGGAAAUCUUCCUGUCUAACUAUCCCGUUAAAUCCAGGAAUUUAUGUCGGGCUUGAUAGGGGAAUCAUUAGGAGUUUUUUCCUCUGGAACGAUAUUUCAAGCUUCUCAAAUGUGUAAGACGGCGACUGGUGCUUUCUGUCCCCCUUGCAAAGGAGUCACGUUGUAAUUAAAGGGUCAGGUUUUUGACUGCCAGGACAAAUGAAUACAAAUGAAUUUAGGGACCCGAAGGAGAGAUUGCAGAACCUCUCAUCUCGACACAAAGAGAGCUCUCUUGCUCUGUACCGUUCUCUACUGUACUUGUUACCUGGGACUUGCACAAGUACAUCCUGAAGAUGUGGACAUCCUCCAGAGGCUGGGGCUCCAGGGAGACAAGCCGCCUCGCUCCGUCCCUCCCGGGGUCAUCCCCUUCCGCUCGGGGGUCAUCCUCACCCAGAGGGCACGCCUGGAGGCUCCCCUGCGCUCCGUCAUACCGCCGCCCUACUGGCCAGACCUGGCAUUGCUCCUGAGCUUCCGCUCGCAUCGUGUCAACAGCGCGUUCCUCUUCACCGUGCUCUCCGGCCGCAGGAAGCUGCUGCUGGGCCUGCAGCUGAGUCCUGGGCGCCUGGUCCUCCACACGGGGCCCCGGACCUCCGUCUCCCUGCCCUACGACCCCCACGAUGGCCAGUGGCACCACCUGGCCCUGGACGUGAGUGGGCGGACGGCCACUCUGUACGCGGCUUGCGGUGGGCAGAGUGUUCAUGCGGACUUGGUGUGGGACAGGGAGGACGGGGAGGAUGGGGGCAGGGACCCCCAGAGAAGCUCCUUCCUGCUGGGGAAGGUGAGCCAGCAGGCCUCGGUGCACUUCGAAGGAGCCGUGUGCCAGCUGGACCUGGUCCCCUCUGCGCAGGCAGCUCACAACUACUGCAAGUACAUUAAGAAACAGUGCAGGGAGGCCGACACUUACAGGCCCAACCUGCCCCCCCUUCUGCCCCUCAUCCCCCGGGACCCCAACACCACGGCCACCCGGGCCCCCCUGGCCCUGGUGCCCCCGGACUUGGCCAGGAAACCUUUGGGCCUCAGCCCAGCUCGGAGCGCCGCUGCUGCCGCCUCUGCUGUCCGCUACGUGGCUCCUUCCCUCCCGUUAAAACCCACCACUCCACCUCCUCAGCCCUUACCCGGUACCGUGGCAACCGCCACUGCCCGGCUGGGACUUGUCUCUCUCACCAAGAUCCGAACCCAGACCGUGACGGUACCGCUCAGAACUGGAGUCCGCCACUCCUUGAGAACCCCCACCCCCAAACCCCCAAGGCCCACCCCUGCCAAGUCCACCUCCAAGAAGACCACGGUGGGUCCAAACACCAGGAAACCUGCUGGCUCUUCCACCGCUGAAGGUACCAACACCAAGAAGAAACCAGACAUGUCGGAUCAGGUGCCAGGAAGCACAAGUCUUAAGAAACCGAAACCCACCCCAGCCAAAAAGUCCCCUCCAAAGCCCAAAGCCACCCCUGCUAAAGUCCCCCCUUCUAAAGUUGCCCCUUCCAAAGUUGCCCCAUCUAAACUCACUCCUUCCAAAGUCGCCCCUUCCAAAGUUGCCCCAUCUAAACUCACCCCUUCUAAAGUAGCCCCUUCUAAAGUUGCUCCCUCCAAAGUUGCACCAUCUAAAUUGACCCCGUUCAAAACCACCUCAUCUAAAUCCACCACCCUCAAGGUCACCAAGUCCCCUGCCAGUCCCAAGCAACCCCGGACAACGAAGGCCCCCCUCACCCCCAGGUCCACCCCCAGAUCCCCAUACGCCACGGUCACCCUGCCGGCCACAGACGGCUUCCAGACCUGGGAUGUGGAGCCCACCUAUUACUCCCUGCUGGAUGGAGCCCUGGGGCUGAAGGGAGAGCCAGGACUACCA